GUCGCUCUGCUCUUCUAUGGUGGCUCAGACGCUCAGCAUGAAGAUUCAGGAGAGUCCGGAGGCGGGCAGGACCCUGGGCGAGCCGGAGAGAGGCAGGACCCUGGGGGAGCCGGAGGCGGGCAGGACCCUGGGCGAGCCGGAGAGAGGCAGCUGUGAGGACGUGCCGCGGCUGACCACUCUGACAGAGGACGGCGACUGGGGAGAUUCUCCCUUCUUUAGCGCCCCCUUCCUUGAUUUUAAAAGCUUUUUCCAUCAGAGUUGCCAUGAUGAGCCAGCCCCGGCCUACUCGUCGUGGCAGAGGGAGAGCAUGGACCGUGACGAGGCCCGCCUGGCCCCUCACCCCGGGGGGCGCCUCAUCCGCCAGCUGGAGGAGGAGGGAGACCCCAUGCUGUCGCCUCGCUCCUACGCUUACGGACACUGCCAGCACUACCUGGACGACACAGAGGUCCCACCCUCACCCCCCAACGCUCACUCCUUCGUCAGUCGCAGAAGGAGUUCCUCUCUGGGCUCCUGUGAUGAUGAGAGAGAGGAGCUGACCUCAGCACAGCUCUCCAAGAAGAUCCAUGGGUUGAAGAGGAAGAUCCGCAAGUACGAGGAGAAGUUUGAGGAUGAGCGCAAGUACAGGCCGUCUCACAGCGACAAGGCGGGUAACCCAGAGGUUCUGAGAUGGAUGAACGAACUGGCCAAGCUGCGAAAGGACCUGAAAGAGAGCAGGCUGAUGAAGUCUGAGGAGGACCUGCCCCCCCUGACGCGCCAGCGCAGCAACACCCUCCCCAAGAGCUUCGGCUCCCAACUGGAGAAGAAGCCCCCCCAGCCCCCGGUGGAGGCCACCCUGGGGGCCACCCUGGAGGCCACCCUGGGGGCCGUGCAGAGCCGGCUGCAGGAGAAGAGGGAGGAGGUGGGCCGGCCCAACGACAUCAAGGAUAUGACACGUGAGCAGAUCGGAGCAGAGAAAGUGGCACUCCAGAAGGCUCUUCUCUACUACGAGGGCAUCCAUGGACGACCAAUCACCAAGAGCGAGAGGCUGAUCAUGAAGCCUCUGUAUGAUCGAUAUCGCCUGGUCAAACAGAUACUCUGCAGAGCUUCCACAAUCCCAGUCAUCGGUUCCCCAUCCAGCAAGCGCAGGGGCCUCCAGCUACAGCCCAUAAUAGAGGGCGUUCCCGCUCUCUUCUUUGACGACAUCAAGGAGGAGGAGGACGGCUCGGAGGACGAGGGGGAUUUCAAGCCUCCGUCCUGCGUGACGGAGCGUCCGGACCUCAGCAUGCUGGGCUUCCUGGAGCAGCUGGAGGAGGAAGGCUUCAUCUCCCCGGUGGACGAGCUGUCGCCCUCCAGAAGCACCACCGACAUGAGGCUGUCCAACCUGCACUCUGCCACCAUGGAGGAGCUCGUGGUGCAGCUGCAGGAGGCCAGGGAGGAGAAGAAGAGGAUACGCAAAAACCUCAGAGAGUUUGAGGACCAGUUCUUCAGGCAAAACGGAAGAAACGUGCAGAAGGAAGACCGCUCCCCAUUGGCUGUCGAGUAUAACGAGUACAAGCAUGUCAAGGCCAAGCUCCGCCUGCUGGAAGUGCUCAUCAGCAAGAGAGACUCUUCCAAGUUCAUCUAAACACGGAUAAACAACCAUGAGGACUAACUACAGAGACUCUAUCUUGAGAUGGACGACCCUGUGAAUACCAAGCCUCCAUAAAGACAACGUUCAAGAUAUUUUCCUUUUGUUUCUUUCUUCCAUUCACCCUCCCUUCCUUUUUUUCUCCUGCCAUCUGUGUUGUUCACACGUUUGUCUUGAGCGGCCCGCUAGCUGCGUGGCUAAUCCCCGCUAUCUGCGUGGCUAAUCCCCGCUAGCUGCGUGGCUAAUCCCCGCUAUCUGCGUGGCUAAUCCCCGCUAGCUGCGUGGCUAAUCCCCGCUAGCUGCGUGGCUAAUCCCCGCUAUCUGCGUGGCUAAUCCGUACCGUGGAGAUCUCCUUGGUUUCCCUCUCUGGGAGCCAGGAGUCUGGUGGGAUGUGUCCCGACAGGAAGUGAGGACAGCAGUCUGGUGGGAUGUGUCCCGGCAGGAAGUGAUGACAGCAGUCUGGUGGGAUGUGUCCCGACAGGAAGUGAUGACAGCAGUCUGGUGGGAUGUGUCCUGACAGGAAGUGAUGGAGAGCAGUCUCCAUGUUGCUGUUUCCAACUCCCAAACAGAGCUGCCACUUUCAAAAUGUCUGCCGUUUUGGCAAGAGAGAGGGUGUCAGUUGGACAGCAAGCUGGACGAAACAUCAGUUGAUUUGAUUUGCAACUCACAAAAGUGUUUUGUAUUAUUUAUUUUCAUCCUAUGAAUGUUUUAAUUGUUGCUGAUAGUUUUUACAUCAAAGCAGAGAGAAUGUUUAUUUUUCUUGGGGGUUUUGGAUUUAACUCUUAAUAUGUAUAAAUUGUAUUUCUUUUACAGAUUUUAAAAUCAAAGAAAGUAGGAGGGCUGUUGCAUAGUUUUGUAAGGGAGACAAUUACAAUCAGAACAAAUCAAACUGUGUUAAAAAACGUUUUACUUCCUCAUGAUUAAUGCCAAGCUUACCUGAAAUGAAAUAAUGUUAACCGAGGAAACUUAACAUUCUUGACAUUAUUAUUUUUUACAUCUAACAAAAAUUAACUAAGAGCAGCAUUGAUUUGUAGAAGAAUGCAGAACAAGUAGUGUUGUAGGACGAGUGUGAUCCAAAGACAAUAACUUGGAUGAUUUCAUACCAAAAUAGCAUAGUUAUAGUGCAUCAAUGUAUACAUUAUCAUAGUUUAGAUCUUGUGAUCACUGGUUGCUAAGGUUACGCGUUCGACUUCCUGUUUCUUUGUGUUGUUUCUUUCACUUUGUGUAAAAUCAGCUGUUUUCUGUCCCAGUAUGUUUCAAGGGCCCGUAAACCAUCUCUGAUCCUUCAGCCUGACAUGCUGUUCUCAUCUUCAGUCUGUUCCUUGUAAAUAUAGAUCACAAUCUGUGUUUGCAUUGCAAGAUAAGCAAGUACAUCUUUUUUUGUCUUCAAAAUUGAUAGUUUUUGACAGUGUGACUUUCGUUUUUAUUGAAUGUAAACACUGGUGGACAUAAUGAAUUUGUGUGUGUACAUUUUAGUACAUAAAUCGUAUUUGUAUUUUGUAUAUAUUAUAUAAAACCAGACGUAUUUUUACUGA
This is a messenger RNA of Osmerus eperlanus (European smelt), 3141 nucleotides long. RefSeq names its product protein FAM13A-like. Lineage: Eukaryota; Metazoa; Chordata; Actinopteri; Osmeriformes; Osmeridae. The record is from RefSeq and is a predicted model, not a curated record. The transcript has 12 exons. The coding region runs from base 17 to 1603 and encodes 528 amino acids.